This is a messenger RNA of Camellia sinensis, 3218 nucleotides long. It is a transcript of the gene CAC3, whose product is annotated as acetyl Co-enzyme a carboxylase carboxyltransferase alpha subunit. Gene Ontology annotation, cellular component: acetyl-CoA carboxylase complex. NCBI's taxonomy places the organism in Eukaryota, Viridiplantae, Streptophyta, Magnoliopsida, Ericales, Theaceae. Gene Ontology annotation, molecular function: acetyl-CoA carboxylase activity; carboxyl- or carbamoyltransferase activity. Gene Ontology annotation, biological process: fatty acid biosynthetic process. The record is from RefSeq and is a predicted model, not a curated record.
CUCCAGAACCGUGCUCUGUGUGCCAACCCCUCAACCCUCUCUCUCUCUCUCUCUCUCUCUCUCUGUCUCUGUCUCUCUGUGUCUAACGACCAAACCGAAAAAAGCUGGCUCUUUAUGACACUCAUCUCUUCUCGCAUAAGAAGUAUCGACGCCACUUUCUUGCUAUUUCUCUCUCUACAACACGCCAAAAUACCCACCCAAGCAAAGGCCUCUUUGACGGUCUUCUCGAUGCUCACUCUCUUUCUUUCUCAUUCAUUUGCUUCAUAAUCUCUCUGUCUCUCUCUACUCUCAUUCGAAGGGGCAACACUCGAAGAGGUCUCUCGAUCGCGCUCUCAGAUACUCUCUCUCCGGCGAUCUCGACACUCAGAUCUGUUUGGUGGAAUUAGUCCGGAUUUGGAGAAUGGCUUCACUUUCUCAUUCACCGGUAACAUUUACUGGAAACCUGGCAUCUGGGACUUCAGCUUUGGAUCAUCUUCAUAGCUCAAUUAAUGGUGUUACUGGUGUGCCUUUGAAAGCCCUAGGGAGGGCACGGUUAGGCGCAACAAGGAGGGAUUUUACGGUCUCUGCGAAGGUUAGAAAGGGAAAGAAGCACGAGUAUCCGUGGCCAGAUGAUGCAGAUCCUAAUGUGAAGGGUGGAGUCCUCAGUCAUCUUUCGCAUUUCAAGCCUCUGAAGGAGAAGCAAAAGCCAGUUACUUUGGAAUUUGAGAAGCCUCUAAUGGCUCUACAAAAGAAGAUAAUUGACGUACAAAAGAUGGCGAAUGAAACUGGUCUGGACUUCACUGAUCAAAUUAUCUCACUUGAGAAUAAGUACCAACAGGCUCUAAAGGAUCUAUACACACACCUGACUCCCAUACAGAGAGUAAAUAUUGCUCGGCAUCCUAAUAGACCAACUUUUCUUGAUCAUGUGUCAAAUAUCACUGAAAGGUUUGUGGAGCUUCAUGGAGAUCGGUCUGGCUAUGAUGAUCCUGCUAUUGUCACUGGUCUUGGAACUAUAAAUGGUAGAAGUUACAUGUUCAUGGGUCAUCAAAAGGGUAGAAAUACAAAGGAGAACAUUCAACGCAAUUUUGGGAUGCCUACUCCCCAUGGUUACCGCAAGGCAUUGCGCAUGAUGUAUUACGCAGAUCACCAUGGAUUCCCAAUUAUUACUUUCAUUGACACUCCGGGGGCAUUUGCCGAUCUUAAAUCCGAGGAACUGGGUCAAGGUGAAGCCAUAGCUCACAACUUGAGGACUAUGUUUGGUCUGAAAGUACCAAUUGUUUCAUUUGUUAUUGGGGAAGGUGGUUCUGGUGGUGCUCUGGCCAUUGGCUGUGCUAAUAAAUUGUUAAUGCUUGAAAAUGCAGUUUUCUAUGUUGCCAGCCCAGAAGCAUGUGCAGCAAUCUUGUGGAAAAGUGCUAAAGCUUCUCCGAAGGCUGCUGAGAAGCUUAAGAUAACUGCAGGAGAGUUGUGCAAGCUACAAAUUGCAGAUGGAAUUGUACCGGAGCCACUGGGUGGUGGUCAUGCUGAUCCAUAUUGGACUUCACAACAAAUAAAAACUGCUAUUGUUGAUGCAAUGGAUGAGCUUAUAAAGAUGGACACACAAGAACUGUUAAAACAUCGCAUGCUAAAGUUCCGAAAACUUGGUGGAUUCCAAGAAGGAAUUCCAGCAGAUCCCAAAAAGAAAAUCAACAUGAAAAAGAAAGAAGAACCCAUUCUCAAUCGUGGAAAGACUACCAACCUGGAGUUGGAGAAUGAGGUUGAAAAACUAAAACAGCAAAUUCAGGAAGCCAAGGAAUCAACUACUGAGCAUCCAGAGUUGGGUCUGAAUGAAAUGAUAGAGAAGCUGAAAAGAGAAGUUGAUCAUGAAUUUUCUGAAGCAGUUAAAGCCAUGGGCUUGAAGGACAGGCUGGUGAUGCUUCGCGAAGAAUUUGAAAAAUCAAGGAAUUCAAAGGACCAGCCCAUGAAUCUGGCUUUGAAAGGCAAGAUUGAGAAGCUUAAGGAUGAGUUCAACCAAGGUUUGUCAGCAGCUCCUAAUUAUGCAAGCCUGAAACAUAAGCUUGACAUGUUGGAGGAAAUAUCUAAAGCCAAGAAUCUGUCUGAGAAGGACAACAAAAUCGGCACAUUAAAACAGGAAAUUAAUGAGAAAUUCACGGAGGUUUUGGAUCAGCCUGAUAUGAAGGAAAAGAUCGAGGCACUAAAAAAGGAAAUCGAAGACUCAGGGGUAUCCACAUUUGCAGAGUUAAACCAGGAUCUGAAGGAGAAAAUUUUGCAGGUGAAGGAAGAGACGGAGAUAAAAUUCGCCGAUGUUCUAAAAUCUUUGGGUAUGCAUGUUGAGCCGCCUUCAUUCUCAGACGUCAAGGUUAAGAUAGAGGAACUUAAUGAUGAAAUUAACGACAUCAUUGAAGAUGUUAUCAAUUCAUCGGAUUUAAAGAACAAGAUCGAGCAAUUGAAGUUGGAGGUUGCUAAGGCAGGGAAGACCCCAGAUUUGGAGUCGAAAAGGAAGAUUAUGGUUUUGGAACAACAAAUAAAGCAGAGCCUUGCAGAGGUUAUGGAUUCCACUGUAUUAAAAGAGAAGCACGAGAAGCUGAAAGCGGAGAUCUUUGAAGCCAUGGAAUCUUCGGGAGGGUUGUAUGGGAAUUUGAUUAAAGGAAAUAUGAAAGAUGGAAAUUCCAAGUAUGAGGGGUUGAGCGUCAAGGUUAAUUUGGAAGCAAACCGCAGCAUGGCUUGAUGUGAAGGAUGGUUUAGGAAUGAAUCUCGGAAUUGAUUUUUUCAAAAACCAAUGACUUCAAAAGCAAGACUCAUUUCGACCUCUAUUCCUCCAACCAGCAUACGGUAUCAUCUUACUCUCUCCUGGAGUUGACAAGUUUUUUGCAUUUGCAUGGAACACUAGAGAGUGGUACCGGAUAUCUGCUUAUCUAUAAAACUGGAAUUUUCCCACUUCAAAUUAGUUCAUCCCAUUUUGUUGGCUGUUUGUUCCUCUUCUCUCUUUUUCUUUUUUCUUCUCUUUUUUUUUUUUGUGGUUUUAAUUUAAUUGGGUAGAUUGUGUUUCUCAUUUUGUUGUUUAGACACACAACUAUGUAUAAAUUAUGCUGAGUGCAAAAACAAUCUGAAAAGCACGUUUUCAAGUAUCUGGAAGAGUAGAAAUGAGAAGUACCUUUGCCUUCUGUGUAUUUAUUUAUUUAUGAAUGUAUUUCAUGAAUCACAUUAUCGAAUAAUAUUUUAGAGCUCUUAUGCAAUUCUAA